Molecule: messenger RNA, 4322 nt
Organism: Gasterosteus aculeatus aculeatus (three-spined stickleback)
Lineage: Eukaryota; Metazoa; Chordata; Actinopteri; Perciformes; Gasterosteidae
Product: ubiquitin-associated protein 2
Cellular component (GO): nucleus; cytoplasm
Molecular function (GO): protein binding
Source: RefSeq, a predicted model, not a curated record
AGAGGCCAUUGAACGAACCAAGUGUCCUAUAGUAUAACGUUUACAAUAACGUAUGGAAAACGGAUCAGUCGAUUCAGAGAAACCUUUCGUCCUCUUGGGUGGUUAGCUAACUAACUAGCUAGCCAGCUAGCUAAGUCACCAGCGUUGUAUCCAUUUUUUCUAUUUUGUACAUACAUUGUUUUGUAUAUACUGUAUAUGAUGACUUCAGUAGUCAGCAAUCAAGCCCGAGGGACGCGGGACGGAACGGCGUCCACGACCACACAGACAACACAGCCACAAAAGGCCAAACAGGCCACAGCAGAACAGAUUCGCUUAGCCCAAGUGAUCUACGACAAAAAUGAUACGGAUUUUGAAGACAAAGUCAAACAGCUGAUUGAGGUAACUGGGAAAGCUCCGGAUGAGUGUGUGGUUGCCCUCCAUGACUGCAGCGAAGAUGUAAAUAAAGCCAUCAACUUUCUGCUGGAGAGCACCUCUGACACAAACUCCUGGGAGACUGUGGGGAAGAAGCGUACCCUGGGAAAAGAAGGAGGACCUUUAGAGAUAAAGGAGAGCAGGGAGAAGAAAGGAGAGAGGGAGGCUAGUCGCGCACGUGGAGCGUCCAACAGGAGGGGACGAGGCAUCAGCCGAGGGCGCGAAGGCCGGUUAGAGGAGAAUGGGUUCGAGGUGGCUCCUGGAGAGAGAGGGGGAGACCGUGGACGAAGAGGGCGGGGCAGAGGGGCUGGAGUUCGUGGUAGAGGAAGGGCAGCUGCUGGCAACAGGUUCUCUUCCCAGGGAAUGGGCAUCUUCAAUCCUGCUGACUACUCGGCCAACUCCCGAGCUCGCCAGGAUGCAUGGGAGGGCAAUGACACUGCUGAGGGAACUGGAACAUGGGAAGGCAAUGUGGAGGACUGGGCCGCAGAGGAAUGGAAUGAGGACUUGUCUGAGACCAAAGUAUUCACUGCUUCCUCUCCUCCAGCGAAUCACAACACACCUGGAUCCAAUGUGGAUGUGGCUUCAGGGAUUUCUAUGGACUCUGACAUUGAAGCUGUAGUUGAUGGACCCUCAGCUGAGCAUUUGGGCCAAAGUCUGGUGUUUACCAAUUCCCACCACAAUGGACGCACUGCAACACACAGCUACGCACACGCCACAGCCAACAGCUAUGCCCAUGCUGCCUCUGCUAGUACCCACUAUGCACAUGCUGCACUGUCUUCAGUUCUAGGUUCUGGUUUUGGGUCCUUAAAUGCGCCUAAGCCAACACCUACCUCCGACAUCAGGACAUCAGAGCAGCUCGGUCCGCGGCUCGGGCAGAGGGCCAGUCAGAUGUUGGGCAACGGCAGCAACAUUAGUGUUUCCAAAGAUACGGGGGGGACGCUGAUUCAGAACCCUGUUCCAGCGUUCUCUCCAGCUCAAGAAGUCAAAGCUCGGAGAGUGGAGGCUGGCCCUGUUACUGCCCAACAUAUGGAUAUGAAGCUUCAACCCGAGCCAUCAGCCGUGCUUGGCCAGCUGGCUCAGCGGCAACAGUCCUCCAUCCUUCCCACGACGGAUUCUCUGGGCCUGUCUCGUGCUCCACAGGUGCCGACACCACCAGGCCAUGAGUCCUCCUUCCCUCCUUUACGAGAUGGAGCUUCUCCAAGAGGGAAGAUGGCCUUCAUGGAUAAUUCUAUCACAGAACCCCCUCACCGGCAGCUAAAGACUCAGAGACGCAAAGUACCUCCUUCCUCAAAGAUCCCUUCGUCAGCAGUGGAGAUGCCGGGCUCUGCUGAUAUACCUGGCCUGAAUGUUCAGUUUGGGGCUCUUGACUUUGGGUCUGAGGCUGGUAGUGGAAGUGUAGACGUGGCACAUACAGAGCCGGCCAGGGAAAACGCCCCGACUCAGGGCUCCGCUUCUGUACCCAUGCCCGUUUCUACACAGCAGCCACAGAGCAGCCUGUUCUCCAAGCCAGGACCUGUGAGUGAACACAUGAACAGCUUACCAAUGGCUGUAUCAGAUCCCAGCUUCCCCUCACCAUCCUUGGGUCUGCCUAGUGCCACGCCCUCCCCCUCCAUGGGUCUUCCCAGUGCAGCCGCACCACCCUCUUCUAUAGCCAGCCGCGUGGAGAGCAGUGGUCCAAGGUCCCUGCCAGCUCAUCUGGGCUUCUCUCAGACCAAAGAUGCCACCUCAGCUGCUGCCCUCACGAAUGGCUACAGUGGCAUGAAGACACAGAGCACACAGGACACGUCUAGAACAAUCAAAACAGAGUCUCCCGUGAUGACGAGUGACGCUGGCCACCACAUCCCCUCUCCUGCACUUACACCAUCCCACUCAACGUCCAUCCCCUCGCUCAGCAGUCAUGUGACCAGUGCCCACUCAGCAGGCUCCGCUCUCGCCACAAGCUCCUCCCACACGAUGAGCAACGUAGAGCACAUCAGUGGCAACCUCCAUGCCUUUUCGUCGUCGUCCAGCCAAGUUGUUGAUUCAAGUCCUUCAGCUCACCUGGCCAUUAGCGGCUCAAUCCCCAAUGGUCUGCACCCAUCUGGAGCACCUGGAUUAACUCCUAAUGGGACGAACCCCCAACUCUCUGCUGCAAGCAGCCGCACGGCACCCCUGCUCACCACAACUUCUGGUAAAGCUCCUCCCAACUUGGCCCAAGGAGUGCCACCUCUCUUGGCCAAUCAGUACAUCAUGGGCCCUGGUGGCUUGCUCCCUGCUUACCCGCAGAUCUACGGAUACGAGGAUUUGCAAAUGCUGCAGUCUCGCCUUCCUAUCGAUUAUUAUGGUAUAACAUUCCCUGGUACUACAGCUGCAAUGCCUGGAAGAGAGAGCCUGGCCAAUAAUCCAUAUUCUGGUGAAGCAACAAAGUUUGGCAGGAAUGAUUCGUCAUCUCCAGCUCCCCAAACCAGCAUGUCUGCAGCCGGGGUGCAGCCUCAGCCCCAACAAGCACCACAGGCAGGAACACAGGGGCAAGGCCAGGGGCAGCAAACACAGAACCAGGCCUUCCUCAACCCCCCUCUGCCCCCAGGCUACGGAUACACAGGUCUGCCGUACUAUGCUGGUGUCCCGGGGGUUCCCUCAGCCUUCCAGUAUGGCCCGACCGUCUUUGUGCCUCCUGCUUCUGCCAAACAACCUACAAUGGGCCUGGCCAAUCCUUCCAAUCAGUAUCACCAACAGCAUCAGCCCAGUUACGGACAGCAUGCAUAUGGCGCAGCCUUUGAUGACCUGUCUCAAGCCCACGGUGGGGAGUACAGUAAGGGAGGGUACGGAGGCUCUGCCCAGUCACAGGCCAAGUCAGCGGGCAGCGGCCCAGGGAAAGCACCAGGACUGUCAGGGUCUGGUACCAGUGGAGGAGUAUCUGACAUGGGAGCCUCAAUCUACAGCAAAACUCAAUCCUUUGACAAGCAGGGCUUUCACACAGGGACACCACCUCCCUUCAACCUGCCUUCGGCGCUGGGGGGAGGAGGGCCCCUGAACCCUGGUGGUGCUCCCGGAUAUGCCCCUACUCCCUUCCUGCACAUCCUGCCACCGCACCAACAGCCCCACUCUCAGCUGCUGCACCAUCACCUGGCGCCGGACGGACAGGGUGGUCCUGGUCAGCGCAAUCAGUCCAGCAGCAUGCAGCAGAAGACCCAAGGCAGCAAGUCCAGCUAUGGCAGCUCCCCCUACUGGGCCAACUGAGGAAUGCUUCCCAACCCUCACUCCCCCAAAAGGCUGUGUGUAGGCGUGUAAAGCUAAAACAAAAAGAGACACACUACCCUCACAAUGAGCACCCCGGGCCUCUGCGCCCUGCUCCCCCACCUCCACUAGUCCUCAUCCUCAAGUCUUUUGGGUUCUCUUCCCCCCUUUUCAAAAUUGGUUGUACAUGGAAGAUAUUUAUGUAUAUUCAUAUAUAUAUAUUCAUGUACUGUAUAUGUAAUGUAGAUCAUGAAAUGUGGUUGCUGCAUUUUAUUUUUGAAGGACUUUUGGUUUACUUUUUCAAAACUGCAGGAAAAGAUGUUCCAUUAAGAUAACAAUGAUAGAGUGAUUUAAAUAAAAUAAAAUCUAAAACCUCCCUUAAACAAGAAAAGUAAGAGCUAUAGCACUGAUUGUGAAUGAGGACAUUUCAGAUGAUGGGGGUGGGGGUUUAUAACAACUAAUUGCAUCUGUUUUGUCUUUUUUUUUUUUUUUUUUUUAUACAUAACAGGCUCAUCCCCUAAACUUCAUUUUGUAUCUCCCUAUUUCCCCUUAUUGACUCUCUCCCUUCUAGAGGGCUGCUGACUCCUUGUGUCAACCCUUUACCUUUAAAGACAGACUUGCCCAUCUAAAUUUUAUAUUUUUAUUUUUAUUUUAACCCGGAUUUCCCUUGAAAUAAAAGUUCUGAGCAGAUGGAA